This is a messenger RNA of Eriocheir sinensis (Chinese mitten crab), 3504 nucleotides long. RefSeq lists its product as uncharacterized. The record is from RefSeq and is a predicted model, not a curated record. NCBI's taxonomy places the organism in Eukaryota, Metazoa, Arthropoda, Malacostraca, Decapoda, Varunidae. The transcript is spliced from 2 exons. The coding region runs from base 778 to 2595 and encodes 605 amino acids.
UGUAAACAACGGCCCUGCCAUCACCCGUCUAAGGAUUGGACACACGGUCACACACCCGCCUCAACGCCCACCUGCACAGACUGAACAUAGUCCGAGACCCACACUGCCCAUGGUGCCCCACACAGCCUGACACACCAGAACACCACCUCCUCCACUGCCCAAGAUUCCACUCCCUCCGCACCACCCUCAAAGCAUCCUUAACCAGUCUCCGUAUUCACAGGCCAACCCUAGAGGACCUGCUGGGUAGCGACGCCCUCAGCCCCAACACUGCCUUCCACGCCCUCAAGUGCACGCAAACCUUCCUGCAGAAGUCGGGGCAACUUGACAGGAUCUAACUCCCGCCCAGGUGACAGGCCUAACUAGCCCCAUAAAACACCCACGAAGAAGAAGAAGAAGCCAUCACAUCCCUGCUGAAGAUAUUGCAAACAGAAAGACUCACUACAGAGGAAGGAGAGGACAUAAUUGGAGGACUAUUAUUUAAAGAAGAGCUGAUCGAAGAAACCAAGCCAGUGAUAUAUGAAAUGUGGAGAAAGAGAGAACAACAAAGAACAAUUCUAGACGCGACCAACUGAAGAGCUGAAAACUGACCAGUGAAGAUCAUCAGGGAAGCGCAGAUACAAAGGCCAAGCUUCCCGAACGACACCUGACCUGACCUGACCUGCUGCUGCUCAACGGGGGCGUGUCGGAAUAGCCCCAUAAAACACCCACGAAGAAGAAGAAGAAGUAGUCCUACAUCUUGAGGUGCAGCCCAGUACUGGAGAGCUCAAGAUUUUUGCAAUGCCGAAGAAACCAAGAAGCAUACGAGGGAGGCAGAAUUACCUGAGUGGCCUGCAGAAGAAGCUAGCAUGGAAGGAAGCCCCAAGAAUUGAAGAGGAGCCCCAGCCUACCACAUCCUCUCAAGUGGCACACACCAGCACAUCUCAGCCACUUUCCCUGCCCGAAGAAGGUGUGAUAGAUUUACCUGAUGCAGAGGAGUAUGGAAAAGAGGUGAGAUCCAAGGUGGAGGAAAGAAAGCGGCUCCUUGCAUCAGUAACAGCCAGUGACGUGUCUGCUGCCAAGCAUGAGAGCAAUAAAGACUCAAGCACUAACAUUGUCAUCAGUGUGAGUAGAUUGAAAGAUCUGUUUCUAGAAGAAUCUAUGUGGUGUGAGAACUGCAGUACAACUUCUCAUAAUAUUAAGGUGAAGCCCAGAGGAGCAGAUGUGGAUGUGAGUGUAGUGUGUGAGUCCUGUGGGGCUGUGCUGUACUGUGAUCCAGCAGCUAAGAUUGGCAAGUAUCAUGAAAAUGCCGUGUCCCUGGUGUACAACAGCAUAACAUCAGGAGGAAUGUACACCUGGUACCGUAAUAUUGCAGUGGCACUCAAAACAAAGCCACUGCAUGAGAAGGCCUACUAUGAAAUCAGAGACUUUCUGGGAGAGAAAAUUGUAGCUUAUUGGAAAAACACAGCAGAAACUAUUAGGAUGGCUGUAUUAAAAAAAUAUGAAGAACUUGGAAUUUUCCCAGAUAAAAAUGGCAUCCUAAAUAUUCAGGUUAGCUAUGGAACCUGGGUGACAAAUGGACAUUCAAGCCACAUUGGUGUGGGGUUUGUGGUAGAGAUUUAUACAGGCUAUGUGCUUGAUGUAGAGGUCAUGUCAAAUUACUGUGUGCAGUGUGCAAGACUCCUGACAAAGAAAAGAAGAAAAGAAAUUAAUAAUAAAAAGUAUCGGGAGGCUCAAGGAAAACACAAACCUAACUGUGCCCGCAAUUUUGAUGGCCGCUCUGGCAGCAUGGAAAAAGAAGCUGCAAAAAAGAUGUGGGCACGGUCAGAAGGUCUAAACAAAAUGAGGUACGAAGUCUUUGUAGGUGACGGGAGUGCCAAGACCUUCUCCGCCCUGCAGGAAAUGAACAGUAACACCGGGCCAUAUAACAUUCCAAUUAUAAAAGAAAAAUGUGUAGAUCAUGUGGGAAGAAGACUCGGCACAAGGCUAAGAAAACAUAAAUUGACAGAUCAUGAAAUUGAAAAACUUACUGAAUAUUAUACAGAUGCCAUCAGAGGAAACGAAGGUAAAACUGUGUCCAGCGUGCAGAAAGACAUCCUUGCCUCCUAUCUACACUGCUCCAGCACUGAUGAACAUCCAUCUCACAGCUGCUGCCCCACAGGAGAAGAUUCAUGGUGCUUCUUCAACAAGGCAAAAGCAAAAGGAGAACCACCCAUGCCUCACAAGGAUAUGGAAGUAUACCUUCAAGUAGACCAAAAGGCAAGAAAAGAAAUCAUGAACAUUUAUCUUGACCUUUCAAAAGAUGACUUGCUUCAAAAAUGUCUGAAAGGCAAGACACAAAACAUCAAUGAAGCACUCCAUUCCAAAGUUCAGAAUCACUUACACAAAAAAAAAUUCUACGGCCUCAAAUCAUGCAAGAUAAGUGCAAUUCUCACCAUCUUGGAGCAUAACCUUGGAUAUGUUGCCUCAUCACUGGACAACAUCUUAGGCAAGGACCUGAGCUCACCAGGGAUGGAGUCACAUUUAGAAAGAAAAGAGAAAAGAAGAAUGGCCCACAGCGCACCCACCCGCAAGGCCUCACCUACAAAGAAAAGAAAGGUUUCUGAUGCUCGCUAUUAACCCGGUAGCAGCGACGAGCCAAAUUUGUGUCUUUACCGAGCAGCAGCAACGGGCCAAAUUUGUGUCUUUACCGAGCAGCAGCAACGGGCCAAAUUUGUGUCUUUACCGUGCAGCAGCAACGGGCCAAAUUUGUGCCAUGAUUUAAACCCCCCAAAAUAGAUGUUACAUAAUCUGAUCACAAAUGCUUUGACACAUAAUAUGAAAUGGUUUGUGUGAGGGGUGAUUUUUUCUCGCUUUGGGGGACCAUUAAGAAACAUGAUCCCUGCUGCUACCGGGUUAAGCCAGGACCACAUUGGCACACAAGUACAGGGUAGGAACAAUUGCCGAGUGUAGGGAAGCAGCCCACCACUGGUAUAAAAAACAACCCUACAUGAUGAAGCUCUUGUUCUGAAGACCCCCAGUGGUGAGGUCAAGUACCGUUAAAGGCCUGUGUACACAACCAAUGAAAGUACAUAAAGGAAACUAUGUCUGUUUUUUCUUGAUAUCCUGAUGUAUAGAUCCUGUGAGUUUCAAGUCCCUAGCUGCAAUAGGUAAAAUAUGUACACUAACGCUUCAACUUCAUCGCUUGAUUUUUCAGAACAUUGGUUUCUGCACUUUAACCAAGUAGCAGCGACGGGCCGAGUUUGUGGCUUUACCGUGUAGCAGCGACGGGCCAAGUUUGUGGCUUUACCGUGUAGCAGUGACGGGCCAAGUUUGUGGCUUUACCGUGUAGCAGCGACGGGCCAAGUUUGUGGCUUUACCGUGUAGCAGUGACGGGCCAAAUUUGUGGCUUUACCAUGUAGCAGCAACGGGCCAAAUUUGUGGCUUUACCGUGUAGCAGCAACGGGCCAAAUUUGUGGCUUUACCGUGUAGCAGCAACGGGCCAAAUUUGUGCCAUGAUAUAACCCCCCCAAAAUAGAUGAUGCAUAA